GGUUCCGACAGUCAAGAUGGCGGGAGUAGCCACCCAGGCGUCCCUGGAGUCGGCCCCACGGAUCAUGCGGCUGGUGGCCGAAUGCAGCCGCUCCAGGGCCCGGGCAGGCGAGCUGCGGCUGCCUCAUGGGACAGUGGCAACUCCUGUGUUCAUGCCAGUGGGCACGCAGGCCACCAUGAAGGGCAUCACGACCGAGCAGCUGGACGCUCUGGGUUGCCGCAUCUGCCUGGGCAAUACCUACCAUCUGGGUCUAAGGCCGGGACCCGAACUGAUCCAGAAAGCCAACGGUCUCCACGGCUUCAUGAACUGGCCACAUAAUCUGCUAACGGACAGCGGCGGUUUCCAGAUGGUGUCGCUGGUGUCUCUGUCCGAGGUGACUGAGGAGGGCGUCCGCUUCCGCUCUCCCUACGACGGCGGUGAGACCCUGCUGAGCCCAGAGAAAUCCGUGCAGAUCCAGAACGCGCUGGGUGAGAGGACCCUGGGGAGCCGCCCCCUUACCCUGUCUCCCUCACCUUACCCUGUACCCUCAGAGAUGACCAAGCGGGAUGUGCCUGGCUUCGCCAUCGGGGGCCUGAGUGGGGGUGAGAGCAAGUCGCAGUUCUGGCGGAUGGUGGCGCUGAGCACCUCUCGGCUGCCAAAGGACAAGCCCCGAUAUCUGAUGGGGGUCGGCUAUGCCACUGAUCUGGUAGUCUGCGUGGCUCUUGGAUGUGACAUGUUCGACUGCGUCUUCCCCACACGGACAGCGCGUUUUGGCUCUGCCCUGGUGCCUACUGGGAACCUGCAGUUGAGGAAGAAGGUGUUCGAGAAGGACUUCGGCCCCAUAAACCCGGAGUGCACCUGCCCCACGUGCCAAAAGCACAGCCGCGCCUUCCUGCACGCACUGCUGCACAGCGACAACACGGCCGCGCUGCACCACCUCACGGUCCAUAAUAUCGCCUACCAGCUGCAGCUCAUGAGCGCCGUCCGCGCCAGCAUUGUGGAGAGGCGCUUUCCAGACUUCGUGCGGGACUUCAUGGGCACCAUGUACGGGGAUCCCACGCUCUGUCCCACCUGGGCCGCCGAUGCGCUGGCCUCUGUGGGAAUCACGCUGGGCUGACCUGGCACUGGGAGAGGGAGGGAGAGAGGGAGGGAGGGGCCGGAAGAUACUGAAGGAUUUCUUUUUGGAAGGUUUUUUUUUAUUGUAACUUA
Molecule: messenger RNA, 1188 nt
Organism: Piliocolobus tephrosceles (Ugandan red Colobus)
Lineage: Eukaryota; Metazoa; Chordata; Mammalia; Primates; Cercopithecidae
Gene: QTRT1
Product: queuine tRNA-ribosyltransferase catalytic subunit 1
Exons: 8
Coding region: 17-1096 (359 amino acids)
Cellular component (GO): cytosol
Molecular function (GO): tRNA-guanosine(34) queuine transglycosylase activity
Source: RefSeq, a predicted model, not a curated record